Molecule: messenger RNA, 4029 nt
Organism: Mauremys reevesii (Reeves's turtle)
Lineage: Eukaryota; Metazoa; Chordata; Testudines; Geoemydidae
Product: zinc finger protein 501-like
Exons: 6
Coding region: 1083-2387 (434 amino acids)
Biological process (GO): regulation of transcription by RNA polymerase II
Molecular function (GO): DNA-binding transcription factor activity, RNA polymerase II-specific; RNA polymerase II cis-regulatory region sequence-specific DNA binding
Source: RefSeq, a predicted model, not a curated record
GAGUUAGUUACAUGGAAAUGUGACUGUAGAAAAACAGAGAGGGCUAAUAUUCAGAAAUAAGGGGGGGAAAGAAAGACCAAGAGAAUAUAAAGUGGAUUAUCAGAAAAUGUGUGUGUGUGAGAGAGAGAGUUAGUUACAUGAAAAGGGGAAACAAGGAAGAAGGAGAGAGGAAAAUAAAGUGGACAAAAAGAGAGAGUUGUAAAACAGCAAGAAAGGAAAAUGCUGCUCUCUGACCAAAUGGCAGGGAGAGAAAAUGAAGACAAUUAUUACAAAGUGUGUGAGAGUGUUUAAAAAAGCAAGAAAGAUAAAAACACCUCACCCCAAGGGCGGUCACUAAUCAAAUGCCAGUAAUUCCAGGACAGCAGCCUCAGACAAGCGAGGCUCAAGGCUGAGCCAAUUAGAAGAUAUUAUUUCCAUGUAUCAUAGAAUAUUAAAAUGAAUGCAUUUCCCUGAACCAAUCAUAAUGGGCCAUAAUGGUGGGGCAUGGCUAUUCUCUAUUGCACUGUUUAAAUCACUUUUGUUGAGCCAGUCAGGAAUGGCCUCCUGAGGACUGGAUCAUUUGGAAAACUCCAAGCAAGGGAAUUUAAACUGGGAACCUGUAGGUUCCAAUCAUGGCCUAUUACAAGAUGCCUACAGAUGCCAAGAAGCUCAAAUUGCCUCUGGGAGCACCUGCAUGUGUUCAGAAGAGACAACCUGCCUACACUUAUUUCCCUGAAGAGGCAUCACCAAUACUGAACCCCGCGUUCUAUCCAGAAAUCGAACCAAAGAACCAGGGAGACUCUAUGGGGCCAUCACCUGUUGUAAAUAAGGCAAAAAAUGUAAAAGUACGUCAAGAUAGGAUGCAGAGGCAUUUGUUGCUGACUAUGAUGCAGGCAGAUUUAAGGUCUGAGAAGAGCCUGUAUACAUGGUGGUGGCCAUGGUAUCGUUGGAGGAUGGUGAGGCCAACAGUCAGGCAGUAACUGACGAUUGCUUGUCAAAUGGCAAUAUCAUCAUGAUACCCUGGCUGUAAUCCUGUAUGAUUCCAGCUUAGUUAUGUAGCGAGUUGCCAUCAGAAGCAGAGCAAUCUGAGCCAGAAUUGCAAGAUGAGGUUGUGCCAUUCCCUUGAGAGACGGGGAAAGGAAAUGGCUGGAGUGGAGCUGGUGACCUUUGAGGAUGUGGCUGUGUAUUUCACGAAGGAAGAAUGGGCUUUGCUGGACCUGGGUCAGAGAGCCCUGUACAGGGACGUCAUGCAGGAGAAUUAUGAGACUGUGACCUCGCUGGCAAAACCUGACAUGAUCUCCCAGCUGGAACAAGGGGAGGAGCCGUGGGUCCCUGAUCUCCAGGGGUAUGAGGAAGGGGAGAUCCUGAGGAAUGGCCACACAGAAGGUGAUGGCAUGAUGAGUGAGAAUGAGGAAGAGAAUCCUCAGCAGGAAGGUCCUGAGCAAGUGGAUCUACAUGGGAUGGUAUCUGGAAGAGCUGAAAAGGAGGUUUCCCAGAAUCCUGAGGAGCCAGACAUCCGUGAGAGCCAGCACAGGCCAGAGAGGCAGCAGGAAAACCACUCAGGGGAGAGACAGGCUAAAUCCACUCUCAGAAGCAGACGGGUCAAGAAAAUCAGAGGAACUGUUGGACAGAGAAACCCCACUAUAGAGAGACCCUACACUUGUGGGGAUUGUGGGAAAAGCUUCCAUUGGAAAUCAGUCCUUAUUAUUCACCAGAGAAUCCACACAGGAGAGAGACCCUAUAAGUGUGUGCACUGUGGGAAAAGCUUCAGACAGAGUUCAGCCCUUAUUACACAUCAUACAAUCCACACAGGAGAGAAGCCCUAUAAUUGCCCUGACUGUGGGAAAAGCUUCAAUUGCAGCUCAACCCUUAUUCAACAUCAUAGAAUCCACACGGGAGAGAAACCCUACAAAUGCAGUGAGUGCGGGAAAAGAUUCAGUGUGAGUUCUCACCUUCUGUCACAUCAGAGAACCCACACAGGAGAGAAACCUUAUGAAUGUUCCAAGUGCAGGAGGAGUUUCAGUCAAAGUUCACAGCUUCUAUCACAUCAAAGAACCCACACAGGAGACAGACCCUAUGAGUGCCCUGUGUGUGGAAAAAACUUCAGUAGGAGCUCAACUCUUAUUACUCACCAGAGAAUCCACACAGGAGAGAAACCCUACAAAUGCAAUGAGUGUGGGAAAAGCUUCAGUGUGAGCUCACACCUGCUAUCGCAUCAGAGAACCCACACAGGAGAGAGACCCUAUGAAUGCCUCCAGUGUGGGAAAAGCUUCAGUCAGAGCUCACACCUUAUUAGACAUCAGAGAAUCCACACAGGAGAGAAACCUUAUAAUUGCCCGAACUGCGGGAAACGCUUCAGUCACAGCUCAUCCCUUAUUAAACAUCAGAGAAUCCACACAGGAAAGUAAUGAUAUAACUACCUCAACUGUGGGAAAAACUUCAGAGUUCAGAUUUCACUAAUCACCGGAGAAUCAACAUGGGGGAGACACUGCAAAUGCAGUGAGUGUGGGAAAAGAUUCAGUCAAAGCUCACAGCUUCUAUCCCAUCAGGGAACCCAUACGAAAAAAGAGACCCUAGGAAUGCCUUUAGUGCAGGAAAAGCUUCAGAGAAAAGCUUAUUAUUCACCAAAGAAUCUCACGGGGGAGAAACUCUUUCAAUGUCCCGAGUGUGGGAAAAGUUUCAGAACAACUCAGCCCUUACUACACAAUAGAGAAUCCACAGUGGAGAGAGACCCUACAAGUGUAUGGACUGUGGGAAAAGCUUCAGUCAGAGCUCAGCCCUUAUUACACAUCAUACAGUCCACACAGGAGAGAAGCCCUAUAUCUUCUCUGACUGAAGGAAAAUCUUCAGUUGAAGCUCAACUCUUAGUCAACAGCAGAAAAUCUUAAUAGGAGAGAAACCCUGUGAAUGAAAGGAGUGUGGGAAAACCUUCCAUGUGAGCUCACAUCUUCUAUCACAUCAGAGAAACCACAGGGAAGAGAGACCCUAUAAGUGGCCCAACUGUGGGAAAUGCUUCUGGCAGAGCCUAAACCUCAUAAGAAAUUCCACAUAGGACACGCAUCAUAGAAAUGUCCUGGUUAGGGAUGAUCUUUUCCAAUUCCCAUGAAUUUCAGAGCGUCAGGCUAGGCUGGAAUAGCCAUGUAGUGAGGAUAUGCAAUGGGUAGUUAUUAAAACAGAAAAAUGAAAUCACUUUCUUGGGACAGAGUUGUACAGAGCAAGAGGCUAGGAUGGGAUUAGAUUGUAACUUCUUGAGAAGCUCUGAACACUGAUCAUGCUCCAUUCAGGUGUUAUACAUCUAGAAUAACCUUUAUAUUAUAUGCUAUAACUUCUCAUUUAUUCUUGAUAGUGUUUUAGGCCCAAAUCCACCAUGGGAUUUAUGCAUUGUGACACUCAGAUAAUUAUAAUGCCUACCUUUUAGGUUGUUCACAGGAACAACACUGGGAUCCACAAAGCCCGAAUUAAAUAUCCAGGCUCCCUUUAAAAUGAAGGGGAAGAGAAUUAAUCUUAGAAUGUGAUUCACAAAAGCCUUUGCACUAGGUGGGGAGCUCCCUAAGCUAAUCAGUAGGAGAUGUCAAUGAGAAGGGUAUGUCCUAAGCCCUGCCCAUCUCACGGAGAUAGGCACCUAUCUCUGUUUCUAUUUAUGAACUGGGGAAGUUAGACACUCCUCUGCUGAUGGCAUCCAAGCCAGUUGGUGUGUUCAGAGGCUGCCUACCUCCACACAAAACAGCUGUGGUGGGAAAAGAGGAUCUCUCUCAUAACCGUUAGCCCCAUCAUUAGGGCACUUGCCCAGGAUGUGGGAGACCUCCCCAACUUCAAGUCCCCCCUCCAUCUGAUGAAACAAAGGGAUUUGAGCAGGUAUCUGUCACCUCUCAUGUGAGUGCCCUGGCCAUGAAACUAUGGGUUAGUCUGAUACAGAGAUCCCUCAGUAUCUCCUUAUGAAACAGUUCCACUGGAUAUACAUUUUCAGAAAUGCUCCCAGUUCCAUGUGCAGAGCCAGGUAGGCAGGCAGAGCUUCAGAGUCUCAAUGCGUGGAUGAGACGAUGGUGUAGA